GGAACUCCAAGCAGCACCUCUUCUAGCAGUUUGAGCUACCAAAGGCCUACAGAGAAGGCACCGUCUCCAUCACAUGUUUCGCCCGCAGAAGCUGCUGGUGUUAUUGCUGUUUUGAAGGACAAAAGUGUUGAUGAGCUACGGAAGCUUUUGGCUGACAAGGAUGCAUACCAGCAGUUUUUUCUUUCACUCGAUCAGGUCAAAAUUCAAAAUAAUCUAAGAGAGGAGCUACGGAGGGAAACGCUGCAAUUAUCCAGGGAAAACUUGGAAAAAGAACCACGCAUGGUGGAACUUAGGAACCAGUGCAGAAUAAUUAGAACAACCGAGUUGGCCGCUGCUCAGGAGAGGCUAAAUGAGCUUGAGAGGCAGAAAGAAGAAACUUUGAAGCAAUAUUCCCCCCCUUCUCUUCUCCAUAGGCUUCAAGAAGCGAUGAAUAAGACGGAGGAAGAAUCCGAAAACCUGCACCAGCAGCUCAUUGAUAGGGAGGUUGAUCUUGGGGGUUUUGUGGAGAAGUACAAGAAGCUUCGUACGACUUACCACAGGCGAGCACUUGUUCAUCUUGCCGCGAAAACUUCUGCAAUUGGAUGAACUUGUUAUGAUAAAAACAUGUACACAUUUUAGACGAUAACUCUAUUAGAAAAAGUUGAAAAGAAUACUUUUGAUGGUUGCUUCUUGUGGCUCUGUAUGCACGUACCAUUUUGGCAAUCUAUUUGUCUUCUCAUACUAGCAUUCAAAUUUGAUUGUAAUUCUGUGUAUAAGCAUUAUGUUUUUCCCUA
Messenger RNA from Prunus avium (sweet cherry), 773 nucleotides. Lineage: Eukaryota; Viridiplantae; Streptophyta; Magnoliopsida; Rosales; Rosaceae. The record is from RefSeq and is a predicted model, not a curated record.